AUGGCAACUCCCGCCCUAGACAGCUCGCCCCAGCGAGGGAUCUCAGUGGCCUCAGGGAACUGUGUACCACUCACGGAGCUGCUGAGGGGACAGGGUCUCACGACCGCGCUGCUGCUGCUGGCGCGGACCACCACUGGAGCCACUCCUCUGCGUAUACCCGCGACCAGCGCCACCGCCAUCUUCGCCGCCUCCGCCGCCUCCUCCGCCUCCGCCACCACCGCCGCCUCCGCCACCACCGCCGCCUCCGCUACCACCGCCUCCUCCGCUCCCUCCGCCACCGCCGCCGCCUCCGCCCCCACUGCUGCCACCGGUACCCCCACCCCCUCCACCACUCCCACCACCACCCCCACUCCCUCCGCCGCCUCCACCACCACCUCCGCCGCCCCCGCGAGCUCCUCCAGCGCCCUUGCCCCCCUUGCCCUUGCCUGUGCGGCGCUUCCCCGAAGGGGCAGACGCAGCACCGACCGACUCAAAACGAACGAGGUCGGCCGCAGCAGCAGAAGCAACAAGGGGCAAGAGGGGGGAGGGAGAACACCCCUCAAAGACAGGGCAAGACGUGCAGCAGCGUCGCGCGUGGCCCACUGGGAGCGAAUAGGGGCGUCAGCAUCAGCAGCAGGGGCAGGGGAAGCGCCAGAGCCCCGCGCGUCACUCAACCUCUCUAUCGACCCUUUCCCUCGCACCCUCUCUCCCUCGCACCCUCUCGCCCUCCCACCCUCUCGCCCUUUCGCCCUCUCGCCGUCUCGCCCUCUCAGCACGAGGACAGACAGCAGCGCGGGCGUUCUCGGAGGCGGCGGGGGUGGGGCGGGGGGGCGCGCGGGUGAGCAUGGCGCUGCGCAGCGGCAUCGUGGGGCUGCCCAACGUGGGCAAGUCAACGCUCUUCAACGCCCUCGUGAGUCCACGCUCUUCAACGCCCUCGUGCGCGCCCCGCCCCGCCCCGCCUCUCUCACCCCGUUGCCCAUUCCCUCCUCCUCCUCAUGCUUCACCCAUCGUCCACUCCUCAACUCCACCUGCGCCCAUGCCAUGCCAUGCCAUGCCGCACACGAGCCACGCGUGUGCACCACCUCGCACUGCCUGCUUCUGCUAGCUCCUAAAUCGCUGCCUUCCUUUCAGCAACCCCACUGCCUGCACUCUGCCUACUUUCCCUCCCGGCAUGCCCAGUGCACGCCGUCCAUGCCCCCCCUGUCGCCUCUACGCCACGCCUUCAUCUCCCGCGUCCUCUCUUCCACGCGCCCCCCCCCCUGUCAACGCGGGCAGGUGGAGAACGGCAAGGCACAAGCAGCCAACUUCCCGUUCUGCACCAUCGAGCCCAACGUCGGCGUGGUGGCCGUGCCCGACCCGCGCCUGGGCGUGCUGUCGGACCUCACGUCAUCAAAGCGCACGCUGCCCGCCACGGUGGAGUUCGUUGACAUCGCCGGACUCGUCAAGGGCGCCAGCCAGGGCGAGGGGCUGGGCAACAAGUUCCUGUCGCACAUCCGCGAGGUGGACUCCGUCGUGCAGGUGGUGCGGUGCUUUGAGGACAGUGACAUCGUGCAUGUGAGUGGCGCCGUCAACCCCACGGCCGACAUCGACGUCAUCAACCUCGAGCUCGCCCUCAGCGACCUCUCCCAGAUAGAGAAGCGCAUGGAGCGGCUGAGCAAGAGUCGCUCCAAGGACCCGCAGGCUCGCUCCCGGGAGGAGGCGGAAGCGGGGGCGUUGGAGCGCAUAAGGGAGGCGGUGCUGGCGGGGGGGGCGGCGCGCAGCGUGGAGCUGAGCGAGGAGGAGGCGCCGCUGGUGGCGCAGCUGUGCCUGCUGACGGCCAAGCCCAUCAUCUACGCCGCCAACGUCGCUGAGACUGACCUCGCUGACCCCUCCUCCAACCCGCACGUGACAGCUGUGCGCCAGCUGGCGUCCAGUGAAGGCGCCGAGUGCGUCGUGGUCUCCGCUCAGGUGGAGGCGGAGCUGUGUGAGCUGGGCGAGGCGGACCGGGUGGAGUACCUGCAGUCGCUGGGCGUGCAGCAGGGCGGGCUGGCAGGGCUCGUGCAGGCCACGUACCGCCUGCUGGGGCUGCGCACCUACUUCACUGCGGGGGAGAAGGAGACGAGGGCGUGGACGAUCCGAGCGGGCAUGACGGCACCGCAGGCAGCGGGUGUCAUCCACACCGACUUCGAGCGCGGCUUCAUCCGUGCCGAGACCGUACGGCCCCUCCCCUCCCCCCCUCCCUCUCUCCCUCUCUCCCUCUCUCCCUCUCUCCCUCUCUCCCUCUCUCCCUCUUUCCCUCUCUCCCUCUCUCCCUCACUGCCUUGCUUCUCCUUGUACCGUGCUCUGUCUCCCCAGGCACCCACCACUAGUGAUUCCUAG
Messenger RNA from Closterium sp. NIES-65, 2337 nucleotides. The record is from the annotation of a GenBank genome assembly. NCBI's taxonomy places the organism in Eukaryota, Viridiplantae, Streptophyta, Zygnematophyceae, Desmidiales, Closteriaceae.